This is a messenger RNA of Prunus dulcis (almond), 1136 nucleotides long. RefSeq lists its product as uncharacterized. The transcript is spliced from 4 exons. The record is from RefSeq and is a predicted model, not a curated record. The coding region runs from base 244 to 1005 and encodes 253 amino acids. Lineage: Eukaryota; Viridiplantae; Streptophyta; Magnoliopsida; Rosales; Rosaceae. Gene Ontology annotation, cellular component: chloroplast.
CCCAAGCAAUUGUUCAGUUGUUCCUACUCAAUUCAAUCCUUGUUCCUCCUCUUCCAGUUUUUCUUGUUCGCUCUCCCUCUUUCACAGUGAAACAUUUAAUCCCGCACUUUCCAGUUGUCACCAAAAUCCCAAAAACUCUUACUUUACUCGGUGGAUUGCUCUCAAAGGGCCAAAAAGUGACAUUUGGAAGAUGAUAAUUUAGGAUUUUGGAGCUUCAUGUGAGAUUUUACAGAGCAACGGAGGAUGAGUACCUUUCAGAUUACUUCCUCCCAACCUAGCAUCUGUUUCAGAAACACGUCUCAAGCUCUUCGUCCAUCUCCAAAGCUUCUUGUUCCAACUUGUUUGCAGCCAACCUAUAAUGCAUCCAUUCGGCAACAACGGAUGCCGGUUUUGAAGGCUCAGCAAUGCAGGGUUUUAUCCAAGUACCAUCAAUCUGCACCUGUCUGCGUGUUAGGUGGCAAGGGAAAGAGUGAAAGUGGUGAUGAGGGUUCCCCUUGGAAAGCCCUUGAGAAAGCAAUGGGUAAUUUGAAGAAGGACCAGUCGAUAGAGGAUGUAUUACGUCAGCAGAUUGAAAAGAAUGAAUUUUAUGAAGAGAGAGGAGGAGGUGGUGGUGGUGGUGGUGGCAGUGGCAGAGGCAGUGGCGGUGAUGGUGCAGGUGGUUCUGGAUCAGAGGAUGAAGGCCUUGCUGGAAUCAUGGAUGAAACACUGCAAGUGAUUCUCGCAACCGUUGGAUUUAUUUUUCUGUAUUUUUACAUCAUCAGCGGUGAGGAGUGGACUCGGCUAGCAAAGGACUAUAUCAAGUUUCUCUUAUCGGGGUCCAAGAGUAUUCGUUUACAGCGUUCCAUGUACAAAUGGGGAAGGUUCUACAAGAAUCUGACUGAGAAGAAGUAUUAUGAUAAGUUCUGGUUGGAGAAGGCCAUAUUCACUACCCCAACUUGGUGGGAUAGCCCCGAAAAGUACCGGCACAUCGUUAGAUCUAAUUUAGAAUCAAAUUCAGAUGAAUAACCCAGCCCAGGUCACAUUGCAUAACCCUUCCCUCUACGUUGUUUGUGUUGAUUUUGGAGGAUGGUAUAAGUCUUCAGUUUAGCACCUAUAUUUUAUUGUUUAUUUUUUACAGUUGGGAUUAAAGGAUCAAA